AACGUCAACAACCGACGAUGAUUGGAAACAGAGGGUAAUGCAAAUGAAUUUCAAUCCAGUGAAGAAGGGCACAUUCAUCUAAUACAUAAUUUAUCUGGACGCUUCCCCUAACGAUCUGAAGUCGAGUCUGUUAUUUAUUGGGUUUUUAACGUGAAAUUUAGUUUAACAUUUAGUCGAAUUUCUUCGAAGAAGGGGAAUGCCUCCAGUGAGGACCGGGUGAUACACCGAACCGUUUUGUUUUGGUUUUAAGCGUGGGAAUUGACUUCGACAUGUAAAACAUCUUUUCACAAACUCAGCUGAGAGCCGAAAAAAUCGCGAUGUCUUCCGCUGGUUACACGCCCUUGGAUGACACGGACACAGAUGAUCCUAAAAAGGGUCAAGAAAAUGAAGACGAAGAAACAAAAAGAAAGGGACCAAAGUCAAAAUUACAGAAAAUAAAGAAUGUUUUUCACAAGACUGGUUACCCCAGUGCAGUGUGGUAUAUUUUGGGAAAUGAGUUCUGUGAGAGAUUCUCAUACUAUGGAAUGCAUGCCAUUCUUGUCAUCUACCUGACACAGAUGUUGAAGAUGGAUGAUGACUCUGCCACGGCAGUUUAUCAUGCCUUUAACAUGUUGUGUUAUUUCAGUCCUCUUUUUGGUGCAAUGUUAGCAGACAGUCUAUUAGGGAAAUACAGGACCAUACUCUAUGUUUCAAUAAUUUAUGCCGUUGGGAAUGUCACGGUUGCUAUAACAUCAAUUCCUGCAGUCCUGGCAGUAGUAAAAACAGCUGGUCCGAUGAUUGGAUUGUUGUUGAUUGCGCUAGGCACAGGGGGCAUCAAACCAUGUGUGUCAGCUUUUGGAGGAGACCAGUUUACUGCUGAUCAAGUAAUCUACCUGUAGAGUGAAUAGUCCAUUUUACAGUUUUAUUUUUCCAUUUUCUACUUUGCCAUCAAUCUUGGUAGUCUUUUAUCUAUGAUUGUUACACCAAUGUUAAGAGGUGAUGUGUCGUGCUUUGGUCAAGAUUGUUACAUGUUGGCAUUUGGAGUCCCUGCUUUGUUGAUGAUCCUGUCAAUUGCAUUGUUUUAUUGUGGUCGUAACAAGUACAAGAUAGUCCCACCAGAGGGAAAUAUUGUUCUGCUUGUCAGCUGUGCUGUUGGGAAUGCUAUCAAAAAUAAGGUAAAAACUAUUGGUUCUGGGGAAAAGAGGGAACACUGGAUGGACUAUGCGAAGAAGGAUUAUGAUUCAAACCUGGUGGAGGACAUCAAGGCACUGUUCAAAGUGCUUUUCAUGUUUUUGCCUUUGCCGGUGUUCUGGACAUUGUUUGAUCAACAAGGUUCACGGUGGACUCUUCAAGCAGAAGAAAUGGAUGGUAACUUAGGAAAAUUUGGAACCUUAAAACCCGAUCAAGUGCAGGCGCUCAAUCCAGUGUUUAUUCUGAUCAUGAUUCCCAUUUUUGAAAACAUUGUUUAUCCUCUUUUGAGAAAAUGCAAUCUUCUUGUAAGGCCCUUACAACGUAUGUGCGCUGGAAUGCUGCUGGCAGCAUGUUCAUUUGUCAUGGCAGCCUUCAUCCAAAUUGCUAUACAGCGAGGUCGAGUCGCAGCGGACAUUCCACCCGCAGGUUUCGCCAAUCUUCGUGUCAUUAAUGCCGGAGUUUGUGAAAUAAGCGCGUUCGGUGUCGGCUUAAACGCAGAUGUGCCUUUGAUGCAGGCUUCGGAUUAUGCUCACGUCCCAGUUACGUUGGACACAAUAAACGUCAAAACGGUUGGAUGUCCCACCGAACUCACUAAGUCAUUCCCUGUGAAGAUCAAAGAAAAAGAUGCGUCCACGUUUGUUGUUGGAAUUGAAAAGAAUGCCCUGAUCGGAGAGCAGAUUGAGGAUAUUCUCGAGCCAUUAAAAGGAAGUGUCACAAAAGUCAGAUUCGUUUACGCUGGAGGAGAUGUAGCACCGACUGUGGAUAUAAAACUGAACAAAACUUUAACGUACAGAGAUAUUGGAAGCUUCAACAACACCGACUACAAGGAACUCUUAUCAAAGAAGUAUCCGAUCAAGGUUAUGUCCGCUGGAACAGACGAUAAACUUUUAAGCCAAAAGGUGUACUUUGGUGAUGGCGGCGUAUACACGGCAAUUAUACAACCAGAUCCUAAGAAGAAUGAUCAGCUGACCAUCAAGAAGUUUGCGGACGUCAGAGCCAAUUCAAUCUCUAUGCUGUGGCAGAUUCCACAGUAUGUGACCAUCACCGCGGGGGAAGUUCUUUUCUCCAUAACGGGACUGGAGUUCGCUUACUCCCAGGCCCCUGUGAGUAUGAAAUCUUGUGUCAUGGCUGGCUGGCUUAUGACUGUGUCCGUUGGAAACGCCAUUGUUGUGGUGUUUGCUGAAGCCCGACUCACCGAAAACAUGCGUGUCCUGGCGAAGUUGAAGGGAUAUGGAAUUGGUGGAAACCUUCUUAAGUGGCUAAGCCACUUUAUCGUUGGUAGAAAACAGAGUCUCAUUCCGUGGGUACUUUUCUCCUUGGACGAUAGUCACUUCUGGUGUUCCCCAAGGUAG
Stylophora pistillata is the source of this 2522-nucleotide messenger RNA. Its product is annotated as solute carrier family 15 member 2-like. The record is from RefSeq and is a predicted model, not a curated record. Gene Ontology annotation, cellular component: membrane. Gene Ontology annotation, biological process: oligopeptide transport; transmembrane transport. NCBI's taxonomy places the organism in Eukaryota, Metazoa, Cnidaria, Anthozoa, Scleractinia, Pocilloporidae. Gene Ontology annotation, molecular function: transmembrane transporter activity.